ACCAAGGUCUACUCAUCAGCCUAUACCUCACAUCUUUUCUGGUUGUACGCAAUAUCGUCUAUUAUUAUUUGGACGUCGUGUGCUCCGAAAAAUAAAGACCAUGAAGAGUUCCAACUGAUAGUCUGAACAACCCCACGAACGAAACCCAACAAAAGCGGAAUCAUCGCUUUCGGAGGAAAAGUUUUGUGUAACAUCACCUGAUGUGUCAAGUGUGUCUUGUUGCAGUUUUGAAUUAUUCAAAGAAUGUCGAUGGCAUUUGAAUUGCGGCAAUGCCCUUGAUUUAGUCGUUGCGAAGAUUGAUAUUUAACGAGGAGAGAAUUAAAAGGCCUAUGAAUAGCCAUCAAAGAGUAUGAAUGACCGUUACUCGUCGACGGUUGCAUCGAUGCGAGAUUCUUCCCGAUAGCGGCGUCGAUCGCAGACGUCAGCGAUUGACGUCAUCAUCAUUAUCAUUGGCUUAAUAGUAACAACGAUUACACAUCGAAAUCAUGGAGAAGCAGGAGUUCUUCUUUGCGAAUCUACAAUAUCUGCCGAUCGCCGUUUUUAUCUCCUUACCUACAGUUUUCAUUUCAACAUAUGUAAUAGCUGUCUUACUAGGACAUGUGGAAGCUGGUUUUCCUUACAUUUCUGAUACAGCGACUUACGCACCAGAAAGUUCUAUCUUCUCUCAAAUUGUCAACCUGAUCACUAUUCUCAUGGGUUUUGCGAUCUAUAUAAGAUAUUCCCAAGUUAAGGAAUGCAUUAGCUCUGAUGAUUCACCUACAGAUUCUUUGCUUGCAAAAUGGAAUUACUGGGCUUUAAUUUUCGGCCUCAUGUCAACCGCCGGUCUAUCAAUUGUUGCAAACUUUCAAGAGACAUCAGUAAUAGUAGUUCAUCUUAUCGGUGCAUUUCUCUGUUUCGGAGGUGGUACCGCAUAUUUUUGGAGCCAGGCCGUAUGUUCAUUUUGCUUGUACCCAUCAGGGUGCUCGUUACGAGUUGCACAGCUUCGUACGGCAUUAUCGACCUUCUGUACCGUGUGCUUCAUUGUGAUCGUCAUCACAGGCGUAUUGGCUCAUUCGGCCUAUAAGGGAACAAAUCCCCGGAAAUGGAAUAAGGAGGAUGGCGGCUGGGAGUUGCAUGUGGUUAGCACCAUAACUGAAUGGCUUUGUGCAAUAGCGUUUUGCACUUAUAUCUUAACAUUCACGGAAGAAUUUAGGGAUAUCAGAAUAAUUCCUCCAAAGUAAUUCUUGUAAAUAAUACAUUUUAAUGCAGCAAAAAAUGUUUUAUGCAGAGGCGCCGGCUAUGUCAAUCUUCUCUCGCAUUUGCCGGUUGACACACCUUGUCCCGGCUAUCGGUACCGCGAAUCCAGAGACAAUUUGCUGGACGAAGCGGCACCGCUGGUGGCUACAACACCGCCAGCGCUGCACGACAACGCCGAGAGAAAUUCCGACGUCCUCUGCCCGGUAGAAAUACAUGUACAUGAUCCUACAAUACGUGAACGACGACGACGUUCCAUAAACCAUCAUACCGAGAAGCGACACCGAAGAACCGAUGUCGAGGACGGUUCGAAGAAAUGGAUCGAUCUCGACGAUAAUGUACUGGACGGUUAUAUCUUAAUCGACGACAGAAAUCUUGGUCCUUCAGUUCCCGAGAUUGAUGGUGAGGAAUUGCCAUAUCCUAAGGAUGCUACGGAAUACGAUGAUGACGAUGAUGAAGACGAUGGUAAUCAGGACGAAGAUACUGAUAGUCAAGGCAGAUUCAAAUGGUCGAUAUACAAUCGAUCAAAGGGGAUUAAUUCAAAACGAUACCAGUCUGAUUUCGAUUUUGGUAUGACAUAUCCGCUCGCGAAUAGUCAUGGAAAUGCCUAUCAAGAUUCGAGCAGUCACAGUAAGUACGCGGAACUGUAUUCGAAACAUCAAAGUGCUAGGAAUAAUCUUGAAAUGGCUCGCGAUCUUGAUACGUCAUCGUACAUAGUAGCAAACAGUCAUGGCGAACAUGGUAAUCCUGCAGUAGAUAUACGAGAUCGAGGUUAUAACGAGAGCUCGAACGAUAAUCUGGCGUGGGAUACAUCAACGGAUAUGAAUUACGAGAUAGCCAAUAGUCACAGCAAUUAUCGUGUAUUCUACGACAGUCAAACGCAGCAUCAAGCUAUGAUGCCUCUCUGGUCUUCAGAACUAUGGUCGGAAAAUCGCCGCGAAGAGUCUCACGUUACACAGGAAGAAUCUAAGGAUAAUACCACGAAAAAGCAGGAUAAUGAGGCAAGCAUGAAUCAAUCAGAAAAGAAAGACGAACCGGAUUCCGAGACUACCUGCGAUAUCGAACAAUGUUUGGUACAAAUCGAGGAAAGUCUUUUAAAUAUUGAACAAAAUCUCCUUCAUGUUCAAGAUUUGGACAUUCCGGAGUUGCGGAAUUUACUCUACAAGAGUCCAAGUAUCGAACGAAGCCUUUAUGAGGUACAGGAUCUCCUCCAUGCCGAUGGCAUUGUUCCGGUCAUUCCCAGGAAUAAAUCCAUGUCUCUCGAUUCGGAUGAAGAGGAGGAAAACGAAGAGGAGGAAGAAGUAGAAGAAGAGGAAAUCUGGGUAGGUCAGAAUAUAACGAUCAAGGAUAACGACAAUGAAGACGGAAACGCGGGCGCUCCUGUCGUAAAUAACUCCAAUGAGGAAUGCUCGAAUAUAAUCAACGUUGACCAACAUAAUCCCUCAAGAUCGGAUGAUGAUCAUUGUAUCGAUAAAUCAAACGUUUUAAUAGAAGAGGAAAAGGACUCGAAUUCUCAGAUAUGUUCAAAGAAGAACUUCGUGCUCAAUAGUCUUGGCAAAACUCUACCAAGAAAAAUCGCCCUAGAUAAAGUUAAAGAAAAUAUUAGGUUGUGCUCGUCAGAACCAGAAGAACCCGCAACUACAAUCGAUUAUAACUUGAAUAGCGCAUACGUUGAAAAGAAAUCCCUCUUCCGCGACAAGUGGCAUAGCAGGGCAAGCUCUUUGGACGAGAACUCGAUCUUCCAGAAUUCGGAGCUCGGUGUUAAGCAAGAGAACGACAAGCCCUCGUUACAAGACGUCUUCCUCAUGGCCACGGGGUCUCGUCGCUUAGCAGUCAAUGCGAAAGCACUAUCGGAAGGUACCUUGCAAGCCAAUAAAAGAAAACGACAUGACAGAAGAGGAUCCCAUGAGGAGAAAUUUCUACAGGCCGUUGAAGCAACAGCGGCAGACUUUCGGAAAAAACUCGAGAGUUUUGCGUCGCAGCGACGAUCCAUUCUGCACAAACAGAAGAAGAUGACGCCGAAAUUAGCCAAGGAAGUUUCAGACAAUGUGACAUCACAAUCGAAAGAAAACUCGCCCACGAAACCGAAGCGGGUAACGACAGCUAAAAUACAGGACAAAGACAAUGGCGCCGAUAAAAAUACCAGUUGCGAUAAGCGAAAGAGGAAAAAAAUGUCGGGGAAAAAUCAAGGUGCCUCGGAGAAUGCUUUGGUCCCCAGCAAACUGAUCUCACUCUCGUUAUCGUUGCUCCUCGCGGCCCUCCUUCAAGCGGUCAGAUGCUUGACGGACCUCGUCGAAGAUGCCUUUAGGUCGGUCAGUUACGACAAAAGCGGAUUGCUGCAGUAAACUACAUAAUAAAUAUCGGACAAUGCAUGUCUCGAUUAUAUCGUAAACGUCACCGGUGGAUAUCUAAGUGAUGUUUAACGACAAUUAAUCAUGUCACCAAUAAACCUCGUAAUUAUUUAAGAACAUGAUAUCUGUGAUAAACACUAUGCUUAGGAAUCUUGACGGAACUUGCAUUAACCUCUGCUUCCAAAAUAUCGAAAUUGACGAAGUUCAUCUUGUUGAACAAAUUGAAACUGAUUUUAAAGAACUUAUAAAGAUAACAUGCUGUGAAGGUGAUUGUAUGACGAGCAAAAGUUAAUCUCAACAGUUGCUCUUUCUCUUUGAAAUAUAAGAUUAAUAGAUAGAUACAACGAAGCAAACUACAAUAUAGUGCGUAAUAAAUCUGAAUAACUCGAUGGUGCUGAAUACGGGCUAAGCGUGUGAACGAUAUCUUAGUAUUACGUAUGUAUGGUCAAAAGUGCCUGAAACCCAUCGCGUAUCAUAUACGAGGUGUAAUACAUGAUACUAUUAAUAACGCUAUUUACAUCUACCUACAUAAAUCUCUUUUUUCAAGUUGUAAGAGCAUUGAGAGAAAAUAAAGUGGAGCGAAAAGAUGAAAUGCUUGAAACGUAAAAGCGUAAGUCGCUUUUCCCUGCUUCAUCCAUCCCCUUUCUUU
Messenger RNA from Mycetomoellerius zeteki, 4233 nucleotides. RefSeq lists its product as uncharacterized. Lineage: Eukaryota; Metazoa; Arthropoda; Insecta; Hymenoptera; Formicidae. The record is from RefSeq and is a predicted model, not a curated record.